Suillus subalutaceus is the source of this 1212-nucleotide messenger RNA. RefSeq names its product WD40-repeat-containing domain protein. NCBI's taxonomy places the organism in Eukaryota, Fungi, Basidiomycota, Agaricomycetes, Boletales, Suillaceae. The record is from RefSeq and is a predicted model, not a curated record. The transcript is spliced from 7 exons. Gene Ontology annotation, molecular function: protein binding. Bases 1 to 1212 code for a protein of 403 amino acids.
AUGCCGGACAUUCCAGUUGGAUCCCAGAUCUUUGACCUCGCAUUUCAUCCCACGCACUCGACUGUAUAUACUGGCCUUCUUAAUGGAAAGGUCAAGGCCUUUCGGUAUGACGAACAAGGACAGCAUGAAGCAAGCUUCGUGUUAAGGCCUUCCAAGCGUUCUUGCCGUUGCUUGGAUACUAGCCAGGAUGGGUCUCGUCUUUGGGCAACUGGAAAGGCAAAAACUAUUUUCACAAUCGAUACAACCACUGGAACCGUCAGUGAGACGCGAAAAAAUGCCCACGAUUCCCCAGUGAAUCGCAUCAAACGUCUCAUGCCCCAGAUGUUAGGCACUGGUGAUGAUGACGGAGUAAUCAAGCUGUGGGACCCUCGAAAGUCUGAUCCCAUUCGAAGUUAUACCCAUCAUUAUGACUUCAUCUCUGAUUUCCUUUGGUUAGACGACAAGAAGCAACUCAUCACAACUAGCGGCGAUGGCACACUAUCAGUGAUUGAUGUACGUGGAAAGAAGCCGGAACCGGUGGCACAGUCCGAGGAUCAGGAGGAUGAGUUGCUCUCUAUUGUUGCUAUUCGAAGCGGGUCCAAAGUAGUAGUCGGCACACAGACGGGGAUUCUAUCCGUGUUUAAUCGUAGCCAUGGAUGGGGAGACUGUGUCGACAGAGUUCCUGGACACCCCCAGUCGAUCGAUGCUCUUUGUACGCUACCAUCGUCAUACCCGUCCUCUCACUCCACGAUCCUCACGGGAUCGUCUGACGGUCUUCUACGGGCCGUGCAGCUAUUUCCUACCAAGCUCCUUGGGGUUGUUGCUGACCACGGGUCUUUUCCCAUCGAAAGAAUUGCAGUCGAUCUCGGUGGGGAAGGAAGAUGGGUCGGCAGUGCAGGUCACGAUGACACACUCAAGAUGACAGAUCUCAGGGCCGUUUUUGAAGACGAAGAGGGUGAUGAGGCAGUUGAUGAAUCCGAAAAUGUACAAAUUGUCCAAGCCUCGGACAUAGACCCGCAGGAACCCGACGGAGCCGUUGUCGAGACCCAAGCACCUCCCGAGGGCACCGCAGCAGUAAUGGAGGCCUCUGACAGCGACGAGGACGUAGGGGACUCUCACUCCCCGAAGGAGAAAAAAAGAAAAUCAAAAAGCAGUAAAAAUGCAUUGGCAGGGAGGAGCAAAAAGGCGCGGAACCAGAUUGACGCGGACCCUUCCUUCUUCAAUGGCCUAUAA